Messenger RNA from Acanthosepion pharaonis, 1695 nucleotides. The record is from the annotation of a GenBank genome assembly. Lineage: Eukaryota; Metazoa; Mollusca; Cephalopoda; Sepiida; Sepiidae.
AUGCAGCGUACGAGAGAAUAUGUGGCCGAACAGUCGGCCCAACUCAACUCACAACCUGCUGCCCCGCAAUUGGUACAAUCAUCUGCCCUGCAACACACACGCUCUCCUGCAUCUCAAUUCGAUCAGCCCACCAACUCAGAAGCCUCCUUCCGCUACUUCCCCGAUCCAUCUGAGGAUCAUCGGAGGAGGUGCUCAACUGAAAACCGCCAUGACCACUCCAGUGACUUAAUGCGUUACUUGCCCGGCCCUACCUUAACCAUCCUGAGAAGGGCCUGCAGGAAAUAUGGAAGCGUUUGGAAAAAAUGCUACGGGUCCCCUGAAGCCAUCGAAGACUCACUCUUCGAAAGGAUCCAUAGGUUCCCAAAGGUAACCAAGGACUACGACAGACUGAGGGAGCUAAGCGACCUCCUCACCGAACUCCAAGCAGCUAAGGACGAUGGUGAUCUCCCCGGCCUUGCCCUCCUGGACACUGCUCGGGGUCUCAGGCCUAUUGUGGAGAAGCUUCCGCCUACACUACGAGACCAAUGGACCUCCCAUGGCACGACAUACAAGCGGAAACACCAAGUGCCAUUCCCCCCAUUCUCGGUGUUUACUAAGUUCAUCGAACAACAAGCAGAAGAUAGGAACGACCCCAGCUUUCGUCUUACCACAGAUACUUGGCCCUCGCAAAACAUGGACCGAACAACCACACCACAGCGGAAAGAAAUUUCAGUCCACAAGACUCAGAUUGCAUCAAAAGAUAUCAAAGAGAUAUGCCCCAUCCAUAACCUGCCUCACCCUCUUCGUAGUUGCCGGGCAUUUAGAAGCAAACCCUUUCCAGAGAGACAAGUUUAUCUGAGACAACACAACAUCUGUUUCCGAUGUUGCGCUACCCAUGUCAACAAGGACUGCAGGUUCAAGCCUAAAUGCGCUGAGUGUGGCAGUGAAAGCCACAACACUGCUCUUCACCCUGAACCCGUACCACAAACGACACCCAUCAGAGCCAUGCCAAACCAUGGCGGGGAGAACAACGAUAUUACAGCCCACUGCACACAGGUUUGUGGUAGCAACUUAAUCGAAAAAUCUUGUUCAAAAAUUUGCCUGGUGAAGGUGCAUCCACAAGGCCAGAGAAACAAGGCAGUCAGGAUGUAUGCCGUGAUCGACGAACAUAGCAACAAGUCACUUGCUCGUCCAGAGUUCUUCGAGUUGUUCAGUGACCACGGCCCCACAUCUUCUUACUCACUUAGGACUUGCGCUGGAGUCAUAGAAACGUGCGCUGAUGUGCCGGAUAAUCGCGCAGAAAUCCCAACACCAGAUGCAGCCCUUCACCACAAACACUUGGCUAGAAUAGCAGCGGAGAUUCCUAACUUGGACCAGCGGGCCCCUAUUUUGCUACUCCUGGGUCGUGACAUUAUUGAAGUACAUAAGGUUCACGCCCAGAUCAAUGGUCCUCACAGCGCCCCUUAUGCUCAGAAAUUAGACAUGGGCUGGGUGAUAGUGGGGAACGUAUGCCUCGGGGGACGCAUAAACCGUCCACUGUUGACACCUUCUUCACCAGCACCCGAGAAGGAAGCCGCCCAACAAACUUUGAGCCUUGUCCCAACAUUUCCGAGCCAAGGAAAGAUACUGCCGGAAAGGAUUGGGCAGCUCCGUCUUUCAACCGACCAAGGAGGACGACCGACUGGCCUACUCCAUAGAGGACAGAAUCUUCCUUGA